Molecule: messenger RNA, 465 nt
Organism: Kwoniella shivajii
Lineage: Eukaryota; Fungi; Basidiomycota; Tremellomycetes; Tremellales; Cryptococcaceae
Exons: 1
Coding region: 1-465 (154 amino acids)
Biological process (GO): tRNA dihydrouridine synthesis
Cellular component (GO): cytoplasm
Molecular function (GO): tRNA dihydrouridine synthase activity
Source: RefSeq, a predicted model, not a curated record
AUGCUCGCUCGGGCUGCUGAACGUAAUCCUUCUGUCUUCUUACCGACUGGGCCAAAGUGCAACGUAAAUGAGGUCAUCCCAAAACUCCUUUCCAUUUCUCAGUAUACCAAGAAUCCAUGGGGUAACACCAAAUUCCUUUUGACGCAAUUCAAGCCAUCUUCACCACCUAUUUCCAGCAUGUCCAAGAAAGAGCGUCAGCAAGUAUCCGAGGUGGUAAUCAAAAGCAAAAGCAUUGAGCAGGCAGCUGAAGGUCUCGGUGUUGUCUUGGAAGAUGGGAAAACGCUCAUUUGCGAAGUAGGUCAGUUAUUGACAGACCGUAUCAAGGGAAACACUAGCAUAUGGGAAGAAAGACAGGAGGCGGAAGAGAAGGGUGAAGUCAUGGAUGAGCCAAUAGAGGGGGGAAAGGCAAGUGAGGUGGACGGCUUCGAGGUCGGAGUGGGAGAAGCCCAGUCGUCUGACAUAUAG